Messenger RNA from Bacillus rossius redtenbacheri, 762 nucleotides. Its product is annotated as forkhead box protein J1-like. Gene Ontology annotation, biological process: regulation of transcription by RNA polymerase II. NCBI's taxonomy places the organism in Eukaryota, Metazoa, Arthropoda, Insecta, Phasmatodea, Bacillidae. The transcript is spliced from 4 exons. Bases 1 to 762 code for a protein of 253 amino acids. The record is from RefSeq and is a predicted model, not a curated record. Gene Ontology annotation, molecular function: RNA polymerase II cis-regulatory region sequence-specific DNA binding; DNA-binding transcription factor activity, RNA polymerase II-specific.
AUGGCCGUGCGCAUGCGCCGCGCGACUCCAGCAUCGAUCAGCUCGGCGCUCGGCGCCCAACAGUCGCCAUCUUGCCGGCCAUGGAGGACAGGUUCCAGCGCUGACCGGCCCGCGCGCUCAAGGGAUGCUGCCGGCAUGAAGGCACAGGCAGAGGAAGACGUGGACCUCACGAGUCUCAGCUGGCUGCACAACCUCACUCUGGCGGGCGGCCCCUCCUUGCUGCCUACCCUGCCCUCCUCGCCGGCGCGCCGCCCCCCGCAGGCUCAGUCAGAGGACGCGGGGUUGCCCAGCCUGGAGCACUACCGCACCUGCGGCGACCACAAGCCGCCCUUCUCGUACGCCACGCUCAUCUGCAUGGCCAUGGGGGCCAACAGCAACAAGAUGACCCUGUCCGCCAUCUACUCGUGGAUCAAGGACAACUUCCUGUACUACCGCACGGCCGACCCCAGCUGGCAGAACUCGAUCCGCCACAACCUGUCGCUGAACAAGUGCUUCGUGAAGGUCCCGCGCUCCAAGAACGAGCCGGGCAAGGGCGGGUUCUGGCGGCUGGACGUGGAGCGGGCGGAGGAGGGCCGUGCGAGGCGGCGGCGCGGGGGCACGGCGUCGCGCCGGCCGCGCGCCAAGGAGCCCGCCCCGCCCGGGCCGGCCCCGCCCGCCCCCCCGGAGCCCCUGGAGGACGAGAUAGCUGCGCUGCUGCUGGCGUGCCAGAGCUGGACGCAGAGCGAGCUGGAGCUGCUGGACUCCGUGCUGGACAUCCUGUGA